GUCUCCAUACGCAACCAGUUCGUCGCCGACAAGCGCCAAGUGCGCAGCCCACGACGAAUCCUCUCGGUCUCGGAUCGCGUUAGUAUCGCGUUUCCUGCCACCUCGCGACAAGUCUUCGACUCGCGAUUUCCGACGAGGUUAUCUCGCGAUUUUCCGGCUAGAAUUUAAUCCUGGUGCAAUCUCCAGAUGUUCAGCGAUCCCGACUGUUCAAAAGCGAGAACGCUUCCGCUCCGGGAAACUUCGGAGCACGCGAGAAAUCUUGGAUGGCCUUGAGAAGCGACGAAUCAUGGAGUGCAAGAAGAUUCUCCGUUUAUAAACAGAAAUCUCUGGUUGUGAAUUAAGAAAAAUGAAAUACGUGAAUUCGGGUUGUUGCUAGCGAUAGAUGACGAACGACAGAGAGAUGCUCCGAACAUUGUGGAAUCUCUGUUAUAAUUGUGAUUAAACGAGUUGGUAUGCCGAAUAUCUUUUUUAUUCUACUAUUUAAACGUAUUAUGAGAACGAAUAAUUCGUUAAAUUCUAUAAUGUAUAAUUAACAUGAUAUAUAUUCAGUGGCAGUUCGAUAUUAAAUUCAACAGCUGGUUUUGGGGAUUGUUGUGGAAAAAUAGAACUUAAAAGAAGAAUAAGAAACAGUUUAUUGUUGCUGUAGCCUUUUGAUCAAUGGAUUGAAUGUUUAUUUGAAAAAGUGCUGUAGUAAAGGAUUAAAAUGAACGCUGCAUAUCAGGAAGUUAUUAAUAUUUCCCGAAGACUGCAUGACGUCAAUUGAUUGCGACGGCUAACGAAAAUUUUAAAUUAGCUCUCACAUCACAUAUAGUCAAAUCAGUCGUCGCUACAAAAAGCUAGUUUCGUAAAUUGCAUAACCGGAAGGGACGUCGACUUCUUGUCGAUAAAUUUUUAUGAUUCAACGCGACAGCGCGUGAUGUGAAAACGGUGAAAAUACAUUUUCGACGAAUGUAUCGGUGUGUGCGAUGAAAAAUAGUUCUAUGCCAGGAGAGAGAUAACAAACGUACUAAGUAUAGUUGAAAAAAGAAUACACGUUGCAUGAUUUGAUAGGAGUAAACUUUUGGAAGUAUGAGUAACAACGUGCUCGCGAGCGCGUCGUUCUCGAGAAGAAACUGCCACGGUGUUCCUGAAUGGAUAAAACAUGACGGUCUCUUAUCAGUACGAGGUCGCCAGCUCCACCAGCGGUGGAUUCACCAGACUCCUGUUUAUGUGGCGCGGUUCCCUCUACAAGCUCAUCUACAGGGAACUGCUGCUCUAUCUACUUCUCUUUGGUACCAUGUCCGCACUUUAUCGGCAUGCUUUCACUGCUUUUCAAAAAAAGGAGUUCGAAAAAGUCGUUGUCUACUGCGACACCUUGAUUAAACUGAUCCCACUGAGUUUUGUGCUCGGAUUUUACGUAUCCUACGUCGCACAAAGAUGGUGGAAGCAAUACAAGGCAAUACCAUGGCCUGACAAAGUAAUGCAUCUCGUAGCGCUCUACAUCACUGGAAAUGACGAGUACAGUCGAAUGCUGCGGAGGUCUCUGAUGCGUUAUUUGAAUCUCUCCUUGAUACUUGUCCUACGUUCCAUCAGCUCAGCAGUAAAGAGACGAUUUCCUACCCUCGAUCAUGUUGUUGAUUCUGGCUUCAUGACUACGCUGGAGCUCGAAUUAUACCAGUCGGUGCCGAGUGUCGAGUUUAACACUUAUUGGAUACCAUGUACAUGGUUCGUUAAUCUCCUCAAAGAGGCACGUAGAAACAACAGGUUACCCGACGCGCAAGGCUUAAAAAUAAUUAUGGAGGAAUUCAAUGAUUUUCGAACAAAGUGUGGACUUUUGUGGAGCUACGACUGGGUGUCAAUCCCUUUAGUAUAUACCCAAGUGGUGACACUCGCUACAUACAGCUUCUUCGCGGUUGCUUUAGUUGGCCGACAAUACAUCGACGGCCAUGAAAAGCAAUUCCAAUUGAAGAUAGACAAGUACUUGCCCAUCUUCACGAUCUUGCAGUUUUUCUUUUUUAUGGGAUUAUUGAAGGUAGCCGAGCAACUGAUAAAUCCUUUCGGCGACGAUGACGAGGACUUUGAACUCAACUGGCUAAUUGAUCGUCACGUCAAGGUUUCGUAUCUCGGAGUGGACACGCUAAUGAAUCGUUGUCCACCACUCGUUAAAGACAUCUAUUACGAUUCUGAGAAUUUGAACUUACCUUAUACAGAAGCAGCAGCAGCUUAUAAGAAAAAGACGUAUCGCGGUAGCGUGGCGAACAUGACGGUACCUGAGGAAAAACAAAUGAUGUUUUUACCUGGUAUUUUGGAGGAGGAGGAGGAGGAAGGAGGGAAAGGAAUUACGACCCCUCGCACUUCCACUGCGAGUUUAUCAAACCCGAACGAGAGUCCAGUGAACGAAAAGCGCCAGAUCAGCGGGUCCCCUUCAACGCCUAGGAAGGUGGCUCGCAAUUGUUCUGAAACGGUUGUGCAGCUGGAUGGUCAAGAACAGCCGACUGAAGUCGAACAGCCACGCGUUCUAGCCGAGGCUGUCAGCAGAUUUUCCUCGCUGGCGAAGAAUCCGACGUCACGCUUCGAGCCCAGGAAGUCUUUCUUCCCUGUCCUUACGAAACCGUCCAGACCGGUAACGCGACCUUGGCCGAGCACGACGAAUAUUUCACAUUCUGUUCAACAGUCGCCUUUUACACCGACUAUUAUCGAGACCGACAACCCAUGGGCUAAAGAUUCUAGCCGUCCAUAUCCAAUGGAAGGUUCUGAAGAACAACGAUCCAGCGUAUCGUCGCAGGACCAAACGAACCAGGAGGGUGUCAUAAAUACGGCUUUCUCAAGCGAUAGGAUAAAAGACAUGCCAGGUAAUCGUGAUCGCGGCGAUACGGUGGAGAGGUUCUCCUUAGAACCUGGUCCUGCGUACCAGUGCACAGUGGGCUGGAAACCCACCAUUUCUGCGAAAAUGCGAAGACUCAGUAACUGAUCCCUGGACAGAAGCGUUUGUGCUUUAAGAGCAUCAAAAGAUUUCAUCAGAGUGGAAAACGAUAGACUCGUAUAUAGGCAUAGAAAUCCUGUAAAAAAAAUUAACAACAUACCUACUACGGGAACGAGUUAGAUCAGAAGCUCGUCGAAUCAUAGUAAAAGAUUUCUUAAAAGAACAGGUGAAAGCGAUGCAUUAGAAUUGAUCCUCAUCACUUGAAAAAGGACAGUUUUAAAUUGUAAAAUAAUAUAUACCACGUAUGGAUUUCCGUUUAUAUAUUUUACGAUAUACAGGGUAUAGCAAAAGUACCGGAACGGCAAAAUAACUCGACGGGGGAGCAUUUUAGAGAAAAAUAUUUCUAAU
Odontomachus brunneus is the source of this 3310-nucleotide messenger RNA. RefSeq names its product bestrophin-4-like. NCBI's taxonomy places the organism in Eukaryota, Metazoa, Arthropoda, Insecta, Hymenoptera, Formicidae. The transcript has 9 exons. Gene Ontology annotation, molecular function: chloride channel activity. The record is from RefSeq and is a predicted model, not a curated record. Bases 1142 to 2950 code for a protein of 602 amino acids.